This is a messenger RNA of Salvia hispanica, 2879 nucleotides long. RefSeq lists its product as uncharacterized. The record is from RefSeq and is a predicted model, not a curated record. Gene Ontology annotation, cellular component: chromosome; cytoplasm; nucleus. Lineage: Eukaryota; Viridiplantae; Streptophyta; Magnoliopsida; Lamiales; Lamiaceae. Gene Ontology annotation, molecular function: four-way junction helicase activity; nucleic acid binding; 3'-5' DNA helicase activity. Gene Ontology annotation, biological process: DNA replication; double-strand break repair via homologous recombination.
AAGGAGUACUCAAACAAUCUAUAACACCCUAAUAAGCACUCUCUAUCUUGGCUUGGCCGACUGUUGUUUCACCGAAGAAUGCGAGAUCCAUUAAUGGAGUCCACUCUCAAAAAAUUCUUCGGAUUCUCCACAUUCCGACCUUACCAGAAAGAAAUUGUGGACAGUAUCCUGCAAGGUAGAGAUUGCUUAGUGGUUAUGGCGACCGGAAGUGGCAAGUCAUUGUGCUAUCAGGUGCCUCCUUUAAUACUGAAUAAGACUGCUGUAGUCAUAAGCCCGCUCAUAUCCUUGAUGCAGGAUCAGGUCAUGGCCCUCAAGGAAAGGGAUAUACGAGCAGAGUAUCUUUCUAGUGCUCAGAAUGAUCCAAAUGCCCUAACUAAUGCUGAGAGAGGUCUAUAUGAUAUUCUGUACAUGACACCAGAGAAGGCCUGCAUGCUUCCGAGCAGUUUCUGGUCAAGAUUACUAGAUUAUGGAAUUUGCUUAUUAGCUGUUGAUGAAGCACAUUGCAUAUCAGAGUGGGGACAUAACUUCAGGGUGGAAUUCAAACAACUAGAUAAACUGCGUGAUGUUCUUUUGAACGUACCAUUUGUUGGAUUGACAGCUACAGCUACUGGAAAGGUGCGUGAUGAUAUCGUAAAGUCAUUGAAAUUGCAAUCUCCACAUAUAACCAUUGGCUCAUUCGACCGCCAGAAUCUCUUCUACAGUUGUCAAUCUUUUGUCCGGGGCAGUGCUUUUCUGAACGAACUUGUGUCAGAAAUCUCUACCUGUGCUGCUAAAACAGAAUCAACUAUAAUAUAUUGCACCACAGUCAAAGAUGUGGAAGAGGUCUUUGCGAGCCUUAUGGAAUCAAGAGUUCAGGCUGGAAUGUACCAUGGACAGAUGUCUAAUAAAGCACGUGAGGACUACCACAGGUCCUUCAUCAGAGAUGAGUUUUAUAUAAUGGUUGCAACUAUAGCUUUUGGCAUGGGCAUUGACAAGCCUGAUAUAAGACAUGUAAUACACUAUGGCUGCCCAAAGAGUUUGGAAUCAUAUUAUCAGGAAAGUGGGCGUUGUGGUAGAGAUGGGAUUCCUUCAAACUGCCGGCUGUAUUACACAAGAAGUGACUUCGGCAAGGGUGAUUUUUAUUGUUCUGAAGCACGCACAGCAGACCAAAGAAAAGCAAUAAUGGAUUCAUUUGCUGCAGCGCAACGUUAUUGCAUGGUGACAACUUGCAGAAGAAAUUUCCUCUUAGGAUACUUUGGAGAGGCAUAUCCAUCGUCUCGCUGUGGGACUUGUGAUAAUUGCACCAGCUCAAAAAAAGAGAUUGAUAUGUCUAGAGAGGCAUUUCUUCUUAUGGCUUGCAUUCAAUCAUGUGGGGGACACUGGGGUCUCAAUUUGCCUAUUGAUGUACUUCGCGGAUCUAGAUCCAAGAAAAUUCUUGAUGCUCGUUUUGAUAAGAUUCCAUUCCAUGGCUUAGGAAAAGAUAUGUCAGCUAAUUGGUGGAAGGCACUAGCUUCUCAAUUAAUUGCACAAGAUUAUUUGGUCGAAACCUUCAAAGAUAUAUACAAAAGUAUAAGAGUUGGAACAAAAGGAAAUCAGUUUUUGACUUCCUGCAACCCUGAUUAUCAACCUCCAUUAUAUAUAACACUGACUCCAGAAUUGGCGGGUGAGGAUGCGAUCAAAGAUGGAACUGGUAAUGGGAUUGUUGACAAUUCGGGUCAGGUUUCCAAUGGAUUAUCCCAGGCUGAGGAUAAGCUCUACAAAAAGCUUUUGGAAGAGAGAAUGAAACUUGCAAAAGCACACAGAACUGCUCCAUAUGCAUUAUGUGGUGAUCAAACAUUAAGAAGGAUUACAUUGACGAGGCCUUCGACAAGAGCUAGGCUAGCAAAUAUUGAUGGUGUGAAUCAGCACUUUUUAAAUACAUAUGGAGAUCGUUUGCUGCAAAUCAUUAGGCAGCUAUCACAAGAAGAGGGUCUUAAUUUGGAUGGGGAGCCAAGUGUAGAAUCUCCAAUGCAAACUAAGGUUGCGACAAUUCACAGGAAAAGAAACUUAUCACCAGCAAAGUUCGAAGCUUGGAAAAUGUGGCAAGAGGAUGGCCUUACAGCCCAAAAAAUUGCUAAUCAUCCUAGUAGAGCAGCUCCAAUAAAAGAAGAAACAGUCUUGAUGUAUAUAAUUGACGCCGGAAGAGAGGGAUGUCCUAUUGACUGGGCCAGAUUAUGUCUCGAGGUUGGACUGACACAGGAGACAUUCAGCAACAUUCAGGAAGCCGUUUCAAAAGUUGGAACAAAUUUAAAACCUAUUAAAAACGAGUUACCUGAAGAGGUGACCUACACUCAAAUAAAGGUUGGCUUGCUGAUGCAAGAGACGCAAAUAUCGACUGAAGUAAUUGCAUCUACCCAUCAGCAAAGCUGCGAAGUAGACAACUCCAAGAAAGAGACAUCAGAACUCUUGGGAGGAUCCACCAGCCUUACAUCCAAGACUGAAGGCACUCAGUCCAAUACUGCGCCAUUGGCUGACAGUCGGGAUCAUCAGAUGAAAGUUGACAGCGCGAUGAAUGGUAACUCAACUGGAAAAUCUGAGAAUGCAGAUGACUUCACUUGCUCUAGGAAACGCUUGAAACUUGACGAAGCACACGCAGUGCAGUCUGUUGCUUUGGAAGCAACAGAGGAUUCUGUACUUGACUGGCUCAAGAACUUCAAAGAUGGGGUUCUGCAUUCGGAUAUUGUGGAGCAUUUCAGUGGAUCGAGAGAAGAGUCGGUGAUCAGUGUCCUAAAUAGUCUCGAGAGUGAGUUUUUGAUAUUCAAGAAGAAAAAUCUCUACCAUCUUAUGUAAUGAUUUGGGUCAGUUCCUAGUGUGAGUUCACCUUACUACCUUAGUAGAUGGAAUUCUCUCUUUCUUGUGGA